Messenger RNA from Penicillium alfredii, 729 nucleotides. RefSeq lists its product as uncharacterized. The transcript is spliced from 2 exons. Lineage: Eukaryota; Fungi; Ascomycota; Eurotiomycetes; Eurotiales; Aspergillaceae. Gene Ontology annotation, molecular function: oxidoreductase activity, acting on the CH-CH group of donors. The record is from RefSeq and is a predicted model, not a curated record. The coding region runs from base 1 to 729 and encodes 242 amino acids.
AUGACACAAAAAAGUGUUCCGGCUACAGACCCUGCGGUCUACGCCCUAUACCAGGCCAGAUGGUCCACGCUCCCAGACACUGCAGAAGCCUGGCUGGCUCGAGCUCGCGAGGUAGCCGAGGUUCUGGCCCAAGAUGUGGCUCAACGAGACCAGGAAAACAAAUCACCGCGCGAUGAUGCUCUGAAGAUUCCAUUUGCCAGUCUGCUCCUGCCAACUAUCCAACUUGUCUUCAGCAACUUCUACCUCGGCAUCGCGAUUGGCGCUCUGGAGUUCGCGGCCAAGUACACCAGCACAGCAACACGGUCCUGGCCCUUUGGAGGCGAGAACAAAGCAUCGGCGACGGAGGAAUUCUACAUCCUCGAGCGCUAUGGCAACUUCUUUGCGCAUCUGCGAGCCACCGAGGCCUUGGCCGACCGAGCCGGGGACCAGCUCUCGGCUCUAUACAGCCGGCAUUCGGGCGAUCGCCCUGUCUUGACUGCCGAGGGGCGAGGCGAGAUUGCCGAAUGGGUCGCAAGUGUUAAAGCGACCACCACCGACGUUGGGCUGCGAGUCACAUCGGGGGUCUUCGAGGUGACAGAGGCGCGAGCAACGGCCUUGAAGGUAGCCCUCGUUCGGUUUUGGAGGGACCUGCGGACACACACGCUGCACGACCCGGUGGCAUACAAGAACCGCGAGUUGGGACGAUAUGUGCUGUUGCAUGAACUGCCCCAGCCGUCGUGGUAUACCUAG